Messenger RNA from Trametes versicolor FP-101664 SS1, 1711 nucleotides. Its product is annotated as glutamate-rich WD repeat-containing protein. Bases 34 to 1590 code for a protein of 518 amino acids. Gene Ontology annotation, molecular function: protein binding. Lineage: Eukaryota; Fungi; Basidiomycota; Agaricomycetes; Polyporales; Polyporaceae. The record is from RefSeq and is a predicted model, not a curated record. The transcript has 4 exons.
AGCACCUCCAUCUACGCGUCUUGCUGCUUCAUCAUGUCUAAACGAUCGGUCACAGAAAUCCAUGCUUCUUCGGGAAGCCAAGCGGAGCCCCGCAAGACUCCUAGGGGAGAGUCAAAACAGCGCGAAAUUGCUGCAGACGAUGAGAUGGGCGAAUUUGAGGAUGCUUGGGAGGAUGAGCUCGAGAGCGAUGAGGAAGUGGUAGAUGCUGAGGCCGGAAAGGACGAAGACGGCAUGGAUAUGGAUGUGGACGACGAGGUCCUGCCUCCGAUCGAGGAGUCCGAGGAGCAGCCCGCCGCAGCGGAAGCAUACAUCCCGGGUGUCCAUCAGCUAGCAAAGGACGAGAUCCUCGAGCCCGACGACUCCGUAUACCUCAUGCGCCAUAACAUGACCGUAAACUGGCCAUGUCUCUCGUUCGAUAUCCUCAGAGACAACCUCGGAGACCAGAGGCAGCGCUUCCCCGCUACCGCGUACCUCGUCGCGGGAAGCCAGGCGGACGUCGCGAAAAACAACGAGAUCUCUGUGUACAAGAUGAGCUCAUUGCAGCGGACACAGAAGGAGGAUGACUCGGACGACGAGGAAGAAGACGAAGACGCACUCGACGAAGACCCCGUACUCGAGCACCGCUCAAUACCCCACCUCGGCGGCGUCAACCGCAUCCGUGCGCAACCCCUCCCCACAUCCUCCCCACUACCCCCAGUGUCCCAGCCGUACUACGUCGCGUCCUGGUCCGAGACGGGCAAAGUCCACGUCUGGGACGUGCGCCCGCUCAUCGAGGCACUUGAUGUCCCCGGAUACACGAUCGACAAGGCGCGCACGCACACACCUGCCUUCACCGUGAACUCGCACGGGCGCGCGGAAGGUUUCGCCAUGGACUGGGCGUCCUCGGGCGGCGCGAACCCGUCCGCACUUCGUCUGCUCACGGGCGACAUCAAUUCGAAGAUUUUCCUCACGACGACGACGCCGACGGGGUUCAACCCGCUCGCGCAGCCGUUCACGUCGCAUACAUCGAGCGUGGAGGACCUGCAGUGGAGCCCCGCGGAACCGACCGUGUUCGCGUCGUGCUCGGCGGACCAGAGCGUGCAGAUCUGGGACGUGCGCGCGAAGGGCCGCAAGAGCGUCGCCGGUAUUGACCAGGCGCAUAAUGCCGACGUAAACGUCAUUAGCUGGAAUCGUGCUUCGACGUACCUGUUGCUGAGCGGCGGCGACGAGGGAGGAAUCAAAGUCUGGGACCUCCGGAAUGUCAAGAAGAAGGGCUCCGCCGCACCAGACCCCACCCCGGUCGCCGGGUUCAACUGGCACACCGCUCCCAUCACCUCCAUCGAAUGGCACCCUACGGAAGACUCGAUCUUCGCCGCUUCAGGCGCGGACGACCAGGUCACCCUCUGGGACCUCGCAGUCGAGCAGGACGACGAGGAGACCGGCGGUAUGGACGCAACCCCUGCGGGCGGACGCGAAGUGCCCCCACAGCUACUCUUCGUGCACCAGGGCCAGAAGGACGUCAAGGAGGUGCACUGGCACCCGCAAAUACCGGGCGCGGUCGUCAGCACUGCGCUCGACGGCUUCAACGUCUUCAAAACGAUCUCUGUAUGAUCGACCUGGCGGGGGCUUGGCUUCUGCGGAUAGUAAUUGUAGCAUCAGCGGCACCUUUACCUGUUGUAACACGGUUUGACCAGCAUUCAGCGCAUAUGCAAUAUAGGCUUGGAUAUAGAGU